Neohortaea acidophila is the source of this 1380-nucleotide messenger RNA. RefSeq lists its product as uncharacterized. Lineage: Eukaryota; Fungi; Ascomycota; Dothideomycetes; Mycosphaerellales; Teratosphaeriaceae. The transcript has a single exon. The record is from RefSeq and is a predicted model, not a curated record. Bases 128 to 1231 code for a protein of 367 amino acids. Gene Ontology annotation, molecular function: protein binding.
GACUGCGGGUGUGAAGAUGACUCGGACCGUGACAAUGUCUGCCAGUCACUCCAGGCAGAUUCACGAGCAAGACACAUAAAGCACCGACGAUCAGUCUUUCCUGACGCCCGUGUUGUCUUGCCCAACGAUGGACUCAACCCCUCCAAACACUUCGGCUGCUCCAGCAUCUCUACUCACACAACUGCGACGCCUCUCUUCUACCACGCCAUCGCAACGAGCGCGCCGCUUCUCCGACACCGAUAGACAACUAUCAGCUUCACCGCGCAUGAUUGCACCAUUUGAGCGAUCAACUCCCGCACGAGAUGAACAAUCAAGCGUCUCACAACCUCCCCCACCUCCAUCCAUCCCACUAGACCAACACUACUGUCCAGCAAGCACCUGCUCAAUCCUCCAAGUCUUCGAAACAACCGAACUCCUCGAACUCAUCCUCAACCACCUCAACACCAAAGACAUCCUCUCCCUCCGCCGCACCAGCACCCACUGGGCCUCUACCAUCAACCACUCCCCCUACCUCCGCCUCCACUCCUUCGCAACCCCGCACUGGCGCCGUCCGGGACUCAACUACGAAUUACUCCCCCUCACCCUACCGGGCUUGCGCAUCUCGCCCGGCCAAGAAAUCGACAAAGGCCAAUGGAUCAUCGCCAGCUUCACCGCGGACACCAUCCGCCUGAUACUCAGAAACCCGCCGCCGCCCAAAGCCCUCGUCCGAUCCAACAGCAUCUACGAAGGCCUACGAGCCGGCGGAGGCUCACGAGCCAAAGCCGCAGCCGCCACAGCCGCAUGGCAGUCUUCCCACUCGUCUGAGCCCUUCUCACAACCCUCAAGUCCAGUGCCAUACCGCGAUCUCCUCAUCACCCAACCACCACUACUCGGCAUGCAAGCCUUUACCAUCUACGCCGACGACGCGCCCUCGGCAACAGCAGCGACAAGCAUAGACGACGAAAACGCCGUCGCAGAUCUCGACUUCGCCGCCAAAUGCGCCAACUACACCGGCAUCACCCUCGGCUUCCUGGCGGGUAUUUCGCAGUCGUUGCUAGCAGGGGAGGCGGGCGAGGAAGAUGGACGGCCGUUCGCUCGUCCCUCGUCGUCCACUUCGCCGUCGCGGCGACCGGUGAAGGUGGUGUUCAAGGCCAUCAUGUCGUUCUGUGAGCCCGUGCGGCCGGGCCCCGUGCGUCCCAAGCAGCCUUGGGAACAGGGGAGUUCGGUGACGAGGUUCUCGGAAGGAGAGUGAAAGGGGGUGGCAUUGGGUGUACGACUUGGACAACAAUGUCGGAUAUGAUUUGAAUGAUUGAUUCAUGCAAAAGUGCCUACAUUGUAGAAGACAUACAAGCGAGACGAGCCUACACGCAUAACACUGGAAAGGAAGGUCUUGUUUUUAUC